Molecule: messenger RNA, 1002 nt
Organism: Ilex paraguariensis (yerba mate)
Lineage: Eukaryota; Viridiplantae; Streptophyta; Magnoliopsida; Aquifoliales; Aquifoliaceae
Source: the annotation of a GenBank genome assembly
CCCUAGCCAUGUCUGUCGUCUAUACUACUCACAUUCUGAUUCGGUGUGCAGCACCCACGAUUCCUUGCUUCUCUCUGCUCAGCGACAGUCUGUUUCUCGUUGAAGUCCGACCGUCUCUAUAUUCUAUCCGAUUCUUCACUUGUAUUCGGCGGGUAUCGUGGAAAGGAUAGCCGGAGAGAGAGGGAAAGAGAAGAGAAUGGGAGAUGUGUGGGCAUGGCUGCUAUUCUUCUUCGUACUCAUCGCUCUUCUCGUUAUUGUUAUUUUCCAGCUCAUGUGCUUAACUGAUCUUGAGUUUGACUUUAUCAACCCUUAUGAUUCUGCAUCUCGGAUAAACAGAGUGGUUUUACCAGAGUUCAUCACGCAAGGAGUUUUGUGCCUCUUGUUUCUUCUAACAGGUCAUUGGUUUAUGUCCCUGCUGGGUGCUCCAUACCUAUACUACAAUACAAGAUUAUACAUGCAAAGACAGCACCUCAUUGACGUAACUGAGAUCUUCAACUUGCUCAAUUGGGAAAAGAAGAAACGGAUUUUCAAGCUCGCCUAUGUCAUUUUUCUCCUUUUUAUCUCCUUGUUUUGGGUGAUCUAUAGUGCAUUGGAAGAUGAUGAGCAAGCACUAUAGCUUCCACUUUAUGGAUAUAGGUAUUAAGCCCCACCAGCCUCUGCAUUCUGUCAAGGGGUGGCAUUGAAGUACUGCCUUGUUACUAGCUGGUCUUCUGUGACGGAUACAAUUUGAGUAAGUUUGGGUUAAGGAAUAGGUUUCUCGGCUUGUGCUUUGAUUGUGAUUCCAAAUUCUCUAUGAUUGUAAAAUGUUUCAUUAUAUCUCAUCCCAACUGAAGGUUAUUAGCAUUUAUGAUGAUUCUUUUUUUGGAGAGGGGGAAUCUGAACAGCUGUGCUGUUUUAUUUCAUGUUGAAGCCCCAUUUUUUGUACUCAGAUUCCAGGGAUGAGAACUGAGUUGUUUUCUGUAUUUGUUGUAUGUAUAAUAAUUAGAAAGUCAUGGUUUUCUA